AUGUCAUCGAUGAAAGACAAUGAUGUUCUCAUUAUGGCAGGGGACUUCAGUGGUCUUGGGGAGUACGUGAAUGGAUUUCAUGGCAUGCUGGAGUUUUGUGAUAUAAAUGACUUAUUGAUUUGCAAUACCAACUGCAGGAAACCUGCCAUCUAUUUGAUCACUUAUCAAUCUGGUGGGCUCACUUGCCAGAUUGACUUCAUUUCCACCAUAAACAAGGACAGGUGGAUGCUCAUGAAUGCAAAGUCCUCUCCAGGUGAAAAAUGUACAAUUCAACAUAGGUUAGUGGUUAGAAGGAUCCAGAAACACAAACCGAUAUGGAAAAGGAGGUUAUGGAAGUUCAAAGAUUCUUCAAAUGGGCAGAAAGUUAAAGAUGUUCUUAACUAA
Octopus sinensis (East Asian common octopus) is the source of this 384-nucleotide messenger RNA. RefSeq lists its product as uncharacterized. The record is from RefSeq and is a predicted model, not a curated record. The transcript has a single exon. Bases 1 to 384 code for a protein of 127 amino acids. Lineage: Eukaryota; Metazoa; Mollusca; Cephalopoda; Octopoda; Octopodidae.